AUGGCCUCGCUGUUCACCACUUCUCCAAUGAAGAAAACCCAUCCACCACCACUCCCUCCUCAUCCUGUACAUAUACCUCCACAGAACAUCAACGUCUCAAGUGGAUAUACCGAUGCUCAUCCGUCUGACGAUGACAUGUUCAAGCGCAGGUACACCGCAAUACAAGAUAUAAUCAACGAAUUAGAAGAUGAGAAUAACCUGAUAGCUUAUCGAAUAGCCAAAAUCAAGAAAGAGAGGAUAGAAGCUGAACGAGCUGCCAUUGCUCAAGCUGAAGCUGAAGCCGAAGCCGAGGCUCAAGCCCAAGCUCAAGCUCAAGCUCAAGCUCACUUCGAGGCAAAAGCAGAAGCGGAAGCAGAAAGGGUAAGACAACAAAAGAUGGAAUAUGACAAUGAUCGCUUGGAAGAUGAGGACCAGGAAGAUAUAGAUGAAUUGGAUGUAAUAGGAAAUGAUCCUGAAACUGAACGAUCUCAUGACAUACCGCAAGAUGACGAGGAUAUCGAUAUGGACGAUUACUAG
Messenger RNA from Kwoniella shivajii, 516 nucleotides. RefSeq lists its product as uncharacterized. The record is from RefSeq and is a predicted model, not a curated record. Lineage: Eukaryota; Fungi; Basidiomycota; Tremellomycetes; Tremellales; Cryptococcaceae. The transcript is spliced from 4 exons. The coding region runs from base 1 to 516 and encodes 171 amino acids.